This is a messenger RNA of Penicillium longicatenatum, 1005 nucleotides long. RefSeq lists its product as uncharacterized. The coding region runs from base 1 to 1005 and encodes 334 amino acids. The record is from RefSeq and is a predicted model, not a curated record. The transcript has 2 exons. Lineage: Eukaryota; Fungi; Ascomycota; Eurotiomycetes; Eurotiales; Aspergillaceae.
AUGUCGUACUACAAUGACCGCCGCUAUGGCGAAGCCCGUGGUCGCAACCGUGGAUAUGCUGCAGGUUAUUAUGAUGAACACCCCGAUAGUCGGCGAUACGAUGAACAACGCGGCUAUGGCUCACGACAAGCACGCCGUCCACGACACGAAUUUCAACGUCGGUCAUCGUCAAUUGGUGGGGACCCUUCCUAUUACCUAGAAAAUCGUUCCCGACGGAACUCAUCUCGGCCAAACAAAGAUUCUGAAUGGCUCAGCGGUUCUUCAUCUAGGCCCAGCCGCGCAUCCCGCGAUCAAAGUCGUCGCCAAUCCACGGAUCAUGCCUCGAGAGCCAAUGAUUACCAUGACCGGCAUCGUAGCUAUGAUCAAGGCUCCAGUGAUAGUGAUAGUGAUCGUGAUGAAGGCCACAGUGGCUUCUUACGCGGCAAGGGCGGGCAGCUUUUAAUGCAUGCUGCUCUUCCCCUCAUAGCCGCCGGUGCUGCAGAGGCCUUGCGGUCGCGCAAAGAACCUGGAGAAUGGAAGGGAGACAAAGGGAAGAACGUUCUGUCGGCAGCCGUCACCAAUGGAUUGAUUGAUAAGGAUCCAAGCAAGCCUCAGAAACACCACAUCAUGGAUACUACACUUCGGGGCUUACAUGAAGGUGCCCCUAGCCGUGAAGAGAGAGCCGAGCUUCAGCGUCGAGUUGGCGGAAGCCGUACAUCGAGCAAUCUUAAGAAAGCUGCUGCAGCAGGUGCGGUGGCCUUCGCGGGAAAGGAGCUCUAUGACCGAUAUGUUCGCUCGCGAUCUCCAGCACAAGACUACAACGAUGACCGUUACAGAUCGAAGAAACGCAGUCAGAGUGUCUCGGAUGACUGGCACCGUGGAAUGAAGUCUCUAGACCAUGAAGAAAGCGAUGAUCAAAGAAGCGCUGGACGCAAAGGCAGGGAUGGUCAAUCCAACCACGAAGCAAGGUAUUCUAGUCGCGACCGCGACUCCAGGAAUUGGGAUUAUAGCUCUGAUGGGUAUUGA